AUGCUCCCUUCCCGCCAUCUCCGCGCCGCCGCGCGGCAGAGAAGCCACCGCCCACCAGCUGCCGGAGAAGCAUGUUCCGGAAAGAUUGACGCGGAUGUGAUCCGGCGCAACAAGUCCAUCACCGCCCACAUGCGGGCCGGCCGCGUCGGCGAGGCCGAGCGCCUAUUCGACGCCAUGCCCCUCCGCUCCACCUCCACCUACAACGCCAUGCUCGCCGGAUACGCCUCCAACGGACGCCUCCCUGUCGCGCUGUCCCUCUUCCGCUCCAUCCCACGGCCGGACACCUUCUCCUACAACACCCUGCUCCAUGCGCUGGCGGUCUCUUCGUCCCUCACUGACGCCCGCAGCCUGUUCGACGAAAUGCCCGUGAAGGACUCGGUGUCAUACAACGUCAUGAUCUCCUCUCACGCAAACCAUGGACUUGUCUCGCUUGCGCGGAAGUACUUUGAUCUUGCCCCGGAGAAGGAUGCUGUCUCGUGGAAUGGCAUGCUUGCCGCUUAUGUCAGGAAUGGACGGAUUCAAGAAGCAAUGGAGUUGUUCAAUUCAAGGACGGAGUGGGAUGCCAUUUCUUGGAACGCCUUGAUGGCCGGGUAUGUUCAGUUGGGCCGGAUGGCAGAAGCACAGGAGCUUUUUGAUAGGAUGCCGCAAAGAGAUGUUGUUUCUUGGAAUACUAUGGUGUCAGGUUAUGCGAGGGGAGGGGAUAUGGUGGAGGCUAGAAGGCUGUUCAACAUGGCACCCGUGCGGGACGUAUUCACAUGGACAGCAGUAGUGUCUGGGUAUGCACAAAAUGGAAUGCUGGAGGAUGCCCAGAUGGUGUUUGAUGCCAUGCCAGAGAGGAACGCAGUGUCGUGGAAUGCAAUGGUGGCAGCAUAUGUCCAGCGGAGGAUGAUGGAGAAAGCAAAGGAACUGUUUGACAUGAUGCCCUGCAGGAAUGUGGCAUCGUGGAACACAAUGUUGACAGGGUAUGCUCAGGCAGGGAUGUUGGAUGAGGCAAGAACAAUUUUCGACAUGAUGCCUCAGAAGGAUGCAGUCUCCUGGGCUGCAAUGUUGGCUGCAUAUGCACAAGGUGGUUUCAGUGAGGAAACCCUGCAGCUGUUCAUCAAAAUGGGGCGGUGCGGUGAGUGGGUCAAUAGGUCAGCAUUCGCUUGUUUGUUGAGCACGUGUGCUGACAUUGCUGCACUUGAGUGUGGAAUGCAGCUGCAUGGGAGGUUGAUUAAAGCUGGAUAUGGGUUGGGCAGGUUUGUUGGGAAUGCACUUUUAGCUAUGUACUUCAAAUGUGGGAACAUGGAGGAUGCUCGCAAUGCAUUUGAGGAGAUGGAGGAGAGGGAUACAGUUUCAUGGAAUACUGUGAUUGCGGGUUAUGCACGUCAUGGUUUUGGCAAGGAGGCACUUGACGUGUUUGAUAUGAUGAGGAUGACAUCCACCAAACCAGAUGAUAUUACUCUAGUUGGAGUACUUGCAGCUUGUAGUCAUUCUGGCUUGGUUGAGAAAGGGAUUUCGUACUUUUAUUCGAUGCACCGCGAUUUCGGUGUGGCAGCCAAACCUGAACAUUACACUUGUAUGAUAGACCUGCUUGGACGGGCUGGACGAUUGGAUGAAGCACAGGGCCUUAUGAAGGACAUGCCAUUUGCACCAGACGCUACCAUGUGGGGUGCAUUGCUUGGUGCAAGUAGGAUUCACCGCAAUCCUGAACUAGGCAGGACUGCAGCUGAGAAAAUAUUUGAGUUGGAGCCUGAAAAUGGCGGCAUGUAUGUCUUGCUUUCAAAUAUAUAUGCAUCUUAUGGUAAAUGGCGUGAUGUGGGGAAGAUGAGAGUUAUGAUGGAGGAGCGCGGUGUGAAAAAGGUGCCUGGAUUCAGCUGGAUGGAAGUGCAGAACAAAGUACACACUUUCUCAGUUGGUGACUGUGUGCACCCUGAGAAGGAAAAAAUAUAUGCUUUCCUGAAAGACCUUGACAUGAGGAUGAAGAAAGCUGGCUAUGUAUCAGCUACAGAAAUGGUUUUGCAUGAUGUGGAGGACGAAGAGAAGGAGAACAUGCUAAAGUAUCACAGCGAGAAGCUUGCUGUUGCUUAUGGUAUUCUAAACAUCCCUCUUGGGAGGCCUAUCCGAGUAAUAAAAAACCUAAGAGUAUGCGGAGAUUGUCACAAUGCUUUCAAGUAUAUCUCUGCAAUCGAGGGCAGGCUGAUCAUACUGCGGGAUUCUAACCGCUUUCACCACUUUAGAGAUGGUUCUUGUUCAUGUGGUGAUUACUGGUGACCUCUUAGUAGAAUCUAAUGUGAAAUAUUCCUGAUGGACACUGAAGUUGAGAGGACAAAACAAUGAUUAUGCAAUGCAGGGUGCAAACAAAAAUUAGAAGGCAUUGUGAUGACUGGAUCUGGCCAUCCAGACACUAGGCCCACUGCUGCAGUACUGCUUGAAAGAAUAUGUUUGUUGGUGAUCGCCA
Molecule: messenger RNA, 2440 nt
Organism: Lolium rigidum
Lineage: Eukaryota; Viridiplantae; Streptophyta; Magnoliopsida; Poales; Poaceae
Product: pentatricopeptide repeat-containing protein At4g02750-like
Exons: 2
Coding region: 1-2253 (750 amino acids)
Biological process (GO): RNA modification
Molecular function (GO): protein binding; zinc ion binding; RNA binding
Source: RefSeq, a predicted model, not a curated record